This is a messenger RNA of Lindgomyces ingoldianus, 1207 nucleotides long. RefSeq names its product NAD(P)-binding protein. Gene Ontology annotation, cellular component: methionine adenosyltransferase complex. The transcript is spliced from 5 exons. NCBI's taxonomy places the organism in Eukaryota, Fungi, Ascomycota, Dothideomycetes, Pleosporales, Lindgomycetaceae. Gene Ontology annotation, biological process: S-adenosylmethionine biosynthetic process. Bases 149 to 1111 code for a protein of 320 amino acids. The record is from RefSeq and is a predicted model, not a curated record. Gene Ontology annotation, molecular function: methionine adenosyltransferase regulator activity.
CUCCAGAGCAAUAGCCGCUCAUUCACAUAUUUCUAUUAUCCUCCCAGCGCGGUCGCAAAGUUUUCGAAAAAAAAACAAACGAAUAAAAGAAAGCUCAUCCUGCUGAAAUUCUAAAUCCAACAUCUCACCUGGUUUCACAGCCCACGCCAUGAGGAGUGUUCUAGUCACCGGAGCGAGCGGCCUUCUCGGACGCCAGGUACACAAAGUCUUUCAACUAGAUGGCUGGAAUGCUGUUGGGACUGCCUUAAGCAGACCGAAUCCACCAAGCAUCAUCAAGGUAGACAUUACUAAUGCCGAAGAAUUCGAGCGUGCGCUCGACGAAGUCAAACCACAAGCCGUUGUCCACUGCGCUGCCAAUAGAUUUCCGGAUUCUUGCACCGCAAACCCAGAGGCUGCCAAAAAACUCAAUGUUGACGCAAGCCGCGCCAUAGCUUCUGCCACUACCUCUCGUGGAAUCCUCCUCAUCUACAUCUCAACCGACUACGUCUUCUCUGGCCAACCAGGCCAAGCACCGUACACGCCUAACUCUGCAACCGACCCGCCAAAUAUCUAUGGCCAAACAAAACUGGACGGAGAGAAGGCUGUGCUGGACGUUAGGAGAACAGCGCCAUCGACCAAGAACAAAGUAGUAAUUCUCCGCCUGCCCAUUCUCUACGGAUCAUGUGACGAGCCAUCGCAAAGUGCCGUCAACAUCCUCAUGUCCCAGCUCUGGAACGCUCAAAUGAUCAAACCAGGAGAACCCAAAAUCAAAGUCGACGACCACGCCUUACGCUACCCGACAAACACCGAGGACGUCGGCCGCGUGUGCCGUGACAUCUGCAAGCUCUACCUGGAUACUGCGAACACCGCUCAUGAUCUGCCGGAUAUUUUGCAGUUCUCCUCCGAAGAUAGGAUGACGAAAUGGCAGAUUUGUCAGGCUUUCUCGGAUAUUAUGGGUUUGCCUCUUGAUGGCAUGGAACCUUUCAAACCAGAGGAAGAACCGAAAGAUGGGGUCAAGAGACCUUAUGAUUGCCAUCUUGACACCAGCGAGCUAAAAGAUUUGGGCAUUGAUGUGUCUACUGUCGAUUUCCGCACUUGGUGGAGAAGGGAAGUGAGGGCUUUCCGUCACUAAGAGCUGAUGGGUCCAUUUCUCAUGUUGCGGAGCGGACGUCAAUUCUGGGGAACUGGAUAGAAAGAUGGAACAUGCGGCUGUUAACGUAAUGAUGAU